GCUCGCACGCGGCGUGACUGCGUAUAUGUGUGCGAUGUAAGCAAAGCGGCUUGUGUCGUACGUCGUACGUUCGAACGCAAUUUUGUUGGGUUUUCCGUAACGCCGAGUAAAUGAGACGCGGUGCGCGACGCGAGAAUCGACGAGUGUCUUGCCGAGAGCGCGAUCAAGCACGAUGAAUUAUUUGAACAGCACGACGACGGGCGGCACGACCACCGCCGACUCGGGGCUGCAGCUGAACAACGUCGAGGUUCUCUACACGAAGGUGCAGAAGAUAUACAUCAAGCCGCAGCAUAAGGAGGAGCGACAGCGGGAUCUCAGAGUCAGCGUCGAGAUUCACGCCGGCAUCAGUCCAGUUUGCCACAAGAGCCUGAACGUUUUGCUGAGCGACGAUGACGAUCCUUGCCUUCUCUACUCCCUGUUCAUCACCGAGGAAGAUUUUAAAGUGCUGAAAGCGCAGCAGGGCCUCCUGGUUGACUUCCAUAACUUUGCUACUCAGUUGAAAUGCUUGCUGGAGCAAUGCCAGGCUUCGGGAACGAGCCUGCCAAAGACUCCACCGAAGUUUCUUCUGCUGUUGGCUGAAGAGUCUGGAGAUUGGAACUUCAAGUUUGUGGAGACGAACAAUUUCAAGCACCUCUGUCACUUGAGUCUAAACAUAUCGCCUGCUAAUGACGCCAACUUGAAGACGCACAUGGCGAUGAAGAUUAAACAGUUGAAAGAGAAUAUUUUGCAGCACAGUAACGACGUGAUUGGUUUGAAUACCAGGUUGAAUGAUUUAACGAACAAGCUGGAAGUAAAGACGAAAGAGCUGGAGCAGUUGGAGCAGAAAUGCCUAGCUGAGAAGAAUCAGAUGCAGAUGAACUCGUCGCAGCAAAUAAGUAUAGAGAAGGACAGAUUGUCUCAAGCUCGACUGGAAUGGCAACGACAAAGCGAGAAGGAGAAAAUGGAAGUUGAACAGAGACACGCUGAGACCGUGAAACAAUUGCAUACAGAACUUGCCGAAUUGCGGACACAGAACAUGACAUACAAGGACAAGCAGUCCUUGUUAGACGCUACAAACGCGGAACAGAUCAAGCAAUUACAGAAUCUCGAGAAGGAGCUGAAUAUCGCCCAACGAGAUCUCGCGCUGCUCAAGAAGCAAAAUUCGAAAUUGGACGUGGAUUACCACGAUAGGGAUAAAACCGUUAACAGCUUGCGUACGAAAGUAGCUGUACUCGAGCAAGAAUUGAAAGACAAGACGGUGAUCAUCAAUAAACAUAUGGAAAUGUUAAAAUCGGGUAAAGAACAGAAGCAGCACUUGGAGGAGCUUUUGAUCGAAAAAGACAAUCAGUUGCAACGCAAACAGAAUUCCCUGAGGAGCCUGAGCGACGAAUUGGUAAAGGCUAACGAGAUUUUAACGAAACUACAAAGUGAGCUCGCUUCGUCCAAGUCGAAAUUAAAAUUGAGGACAGGUAUAGCACUCGAGCAGGAAAAAUUGUUGGAUACCAAGCAGAAGGAGGUCGGCCAAUUAGAAACGAAGAUGGAGGGUUUUAUCAGAGACGCGAAGGAUGCGCAGAGUAAAGUAGACGAAUUAAAGGAGCAGGUGAAAACACUGCAACAUCAGUUGGAGGAAAAGGAAAAAAUCAUAAAGAAUAAUGAUAAUGUGAUCAGCUGGUUGAAUCGGAGAUUGGCGGAUAGUCAGCCGUUGCAAAACGCUACUGCUAAUCCAGCUCCGGUUACGGUUCCGCCUUCCAUUCCGCUAACGUUACCCAGAACGAACAAGUUAUUUCCUAAUCGAUACGAAACACGCACGCCCGCGCCUAACAUGAUGCAGCCCAGUACGUUGUCGGGAUUACUGAAAAAUCCAAACAUGCAAAAUUUGAACAUUAAUCAGACCACUCGUACGACAGCUCGAUCGAUGGGUGUCGGUGUGACGGACAGUUCCGGGUUAACUACAUUCAAGAGCGGUCAGAUUUCGAGCACCAGCACGCCUAUGGAGCGUUUCAAUUUGUUGAACAAGACCUCGGGACAUCCGUCGACAUCGGCGCCGAUUAUAAUCGAGAAUAACAACGGCCCGGCGAUAAUGUCGAAUGGUACAAAAGCGAAAAGUGCGAGUGUCGGUCUGCAGGGCGGAUUGAGGAGAGCGGGUUUGUCCGACAAGCCCAUUUUACCAUCGGCGUAUUUUCCCAAGACUCUGCAUUAAUCAAAGCGUCGAGGCCGCCAUAGAAACUAAUAAGUUAAAUUUGUAUCUAAAAUAUUUUAAUAAUCAAAACGUAGAGAAAUGACGAAACUGCAAUAUUGUCACUGGCACGUGACGAUAUUGCAAGUUUAUCGUUUCGGAGAUAGUACAAAUGCAAUACUUGUGUAAGAAUGAUAGAAGUAUUAUUUACAAGACAUUCUUUAUGAGGGGGAAAAUAUCUAACAAUUCUUAAUUUUACAUUGGCACUUUGUUUUUAUACAUGAAAAUAUAAUAUAUAGAUAGCAUGAAUUUGAUCAUGUCGUGUCAAUGUAGGAUUAAUAAUAAUAUAUAAUUUUAUUGUACAUAGCGAUACGGACUAACAUAUAUUCCGAUCUCCAUUUGUUACGUAAAGUGUCUACGAUUACUGUAUUAAAAGACUUUUAACUUACAAUCAACUUUUUACUAGAAUUCGCUUCGAUAUUAUUAUAUUGUUAUAAGUACAAUGAAAAAUUUUAAUAUACAGAGAUGAUCUUAUGAGAAAGUACGUUCUAAAUCGAGACAUACAAAAUACAAUGUGUAAUGAUACACGUAUGUACAAAGUUGCAAUUUAUAUAUACAUGUAAUAAGACCAAAAAUAUCUUUUAUCGAACAAUUUUUACGUCUCGCAAUUUUAAAUCGAAAGUUUUGCGUGUAACUGCACUUUUUAAUCUACAACUUAUAAAUUGUGGUUCUAUGUUAGAUAUUGUUUCGAAGGUAUAAUUGUAUGACAAAUUUAAAAUGGAUGGAGGAACUUAACAUGGCACACGUUUUCUCAAUCACAAUUGCGAUCUCUUGUGUAACUAAUCAUUAGCCUUUACAUUAUUACUAGAUUCGUAUUUCUUUUACGUGUACAAUGUACUAAACACAUUCUAAUAGGUACCUGGAAAA
Messenger RNA from Ooceraea biroi (clonal raider ant), 3082 nucleotides. It is a transcript of the gene Sas-6, whose product is annotated as Spindle assembly abnormal 6. Gene Ontology annotation, biological process: centriole replication. NCBI's taxonomy places the organism in Eukaryota, Metazoa, Arthropoda, Insecta, Hymenoptera, Formicidae. Gene Ontology annotation, cellular component: centriole; centrosome. The record is from RefSeq and is a predicted model, not a curated record.